Messenger RNA from Hyla sarda, 12768 nucleotides. RefSeq lists its product as uncharacterized. NCBI's taxonomy places the organism in Eukaryota, Metazoa, Chordata, Amphibia, Anura, Hylidae. Gene Ontology annotation, molecular function: protein binding. The record is from RefSeq and is a predicted model, not a curated record. Bases 787 to 12603 code for a protein of 3938 amino acids. The transcript is spliced from 48 exons.
GUUGCUAUGGGCCAUACUGUGAUUGAUUGCUAUGGGCUGUGCUGGGAUUGGUUGCUAUGGGCUGUGCUGGGAUUGGUUGCUAUGGGCUGUGCUGGAAUUGGUUGCUAUGAGCUGUGCUAUGAUUGGUUGAUGUGGCCUGUGCUGAAAUUGGUUGCUAUGGGCCAUACUGUGAUUGAUUGCUAUGGGCUGUGCUGGGAUUGGUUGCUGUGGUCUGUGCUGGACUUUGCUACCAUGGGCCGUACUGUGAUUGAUUGCUAUACACUAUGCUGUGAUUGGUUACUAUGGCCUGUGCUGUAAUUGGUUGCUGUAAACUGUUCUGUGAUUACGGUAGUUGAUAUGAGCUGUACUGCGAUUGGUUGCUAUGGACUGUGCUGGGAUUGGUUGCUAUAGGCUUUGCUGGGGUUGGUUGCCAUAGGCUGUGCUGUGAUUGGUUGCUAUGAGCUGUGCUGCGAUUGGUCCCUAUGGGUUGUGCUGGGAUUGGUUGCUAUGGGCUGUUCUGUGAUUGGUUGCUAUAAGCUGUGCUGUGAUUGUUUGCUAUAGGUUGUGCUGUGAUUGGUUGCUGUAGGCUGUGCUGUGAUUGGUUGCUAUAAACUGUGCUAUGGUUGGUUGCUAUGGGUUGUGUUGUGAUUGGUUGCUAUGGGUUGUGGGGGGAUUGCCUGCUAUAGGUUGUGCUAUGAUUGGUUGCUAUGAUUUUAGAUGGUAUUGGUUGUUAUACGUUGUGCUUUCAUAGGUUGCUAUCAGCUGUGAUGUGAUUGGUUGCUAUGGGUGGUGCAGGGAUUGGUUGCUAUGGGCUGGGAUUGGUUGCUAUGGGCAACUAAACCAAUUUUGCUUGAAUGUCAGCUGCCAUUCACCACUGAGUUUUCAUCUGGACAAGAUCUGAAGAUCACUAAUGUUACAAGCCCAUCCUCUGCUCAACUCCUGGUCUCAUGGACCUCCAGCUCUACCUUGGUGUCCUUCUUUAUGCUCGAUCUACGUGUGGUGAACAAUGCAACCAUCGCUCCCAUCACCGCCAUCACCAGCGUUUCUACCCGGUCCAGGUUAAUCCAGGGUCUACGAACAGGGACGUUUUAUAAUAUAACACUAAGAAGCUAUCAAGCUAAUGGAGCUGUGCUCGCAAUAAGCUGGGUGCAGUCACAGACAGUACCUGCAACUCCACAGAUCGCAACGUCAAACGGCAUCUCCAGCUCUGAAAUCACGGUUGGAUGGUCAUCUCAAGGCGGGGUAGAUUACUACUUUCUGAUGGUGUCACUCGGCACGGACGUUAUUAAUCGGACUUUCACUACCUUGAACUGCAGCAUCUCUGGCCUCCAGCCGUCAUCCCUCUACAGCCUCACAUUAUACGCUGUCAAUUCGGCUGGAGCUAGUGCGCCAAGCAGGCGGAUCACCGUUCUCACCUUAACUCCACCACCCAUGAAUGUCACAGUGACUUCACUUUCAAGUUACUCCGUCACCUUAUCUUGGUUAGUGGUUGACAAGGCGCUAAUGUAUGGGAUUUUUAUAUAUGAAGAUGGACCAACCCCUACACUGACCUUUAUCAGGAAAACCACUUCCACCACCAUCUUACUGGAUAAUCUCCUUCCAUGCACUAGAUAUAUUUUUGGCCUAACAUCUUAUAACUGGUUUUACACAGCUGGGGAAGAAAAUCGGGUAUCGCAACAAACUGGACAGCUGGAUUCCCCUCAGAGUGUCACCAUUCAGUACGACAGUAAUAUGGGGACGGCAUUACUCUCCUGGAAGUCGAGUAUUGGAGCCACUUUAUACCAGACUUCUGCAAUAUCAAACAACGGGCAAGUGAUGCUGUAUCCUUCGACCUCUAACAGUUAUAAUAUACAGAACCUUCUGUGUGAACAGACAUAUACGGUGACCGUCACAGCUCUCAUCAAUGGAUGCAGCAGUAAUAACAGUGACCCAUUGACUCUACAAACAGCCCCUUGUGCUCCGCAGAACGUAACAGUAGUCCGUCAGUGCCAGAUAAAUACCGUCAGCCUUUCCUGGAACCCUGUAGUGAACGCCACUAAAUACACUGCGAAUGCCUUUGCCCCAGAUGGCACUAAAGAAGAAUGUGUGAACUGGGACACCUACUGCUUCUUCAUCAACCUGCAGUGCGGGACCGAGUAUGAGAUGAGUGUAUUUGCUGUCAGUGACAAAGUCAAUGGUUCCAGGAGCCCAGGAAUUAAAAUAAGGACAGCCCCCUGUGACCCUCAUGAUGUUGAGGCCAUUGUUCAGUGCACAGACAAUACAUUGGUGGUGUCAUGGAGACCAUCGGUCGGGGCCACGUACUACACAGCAUCAGCAUUAGGAAGCAGCGACGUUUCCUACAACUGUUCCUCAGUUAAUACCAGCUGUCGGAUCAGAGGGCUGCGGUGUGGAGAAAGCGUGUCGGUGUCUGUGAUCGCCUAUGACGAUGAGUGUGCCAGUAUGAGCAGCUCUACAGAGACAAUAGUAACAGUUCCAUGUGCACCCAUAACCGUUUCAGCCACAACGGAUUGUAAUACCCAUUCUACGCUCGUCCAAUGGGACUACAGUGAAGGGGCAGUCCGGUACAUCGCACAAGCAAAAGCAAGCGAUGGCUCAGAAUAUUCCUGUGAAUCCUAUAAUCUACACUGCCAUUUUAAUGAACUACCCUGCAGUCAAACCUACACGGUCUAUGUCACUGCCGACAACUACCAGUGCAUGAGCCCCUACAGUCCACCGGUGGAGGUCAAGUCAGUCCCCUGCACUCCACAGAUUGUCAGCACCGAAUUAUUCUGCAGUCAAAACACGGUACUCGUCACGUGGACUGAGGACACUGGAAAUAUAACAUUUGAAGCCACUGCAUGGAGUGAUUUUGGACAUUACCACUGUAGGACCCAGGAAAGUCAUUGUGAAAUCAGCAAUGUAAGCUGUGGAGAGAUGUUCUCUGUUUUGGUUCAUGCCAAUAACAGUCAGUGCAUCUCUUCCUCCAAUCAGAGCGCUCCAUUUUAUUCAGCUCCUUGCAAACCAACCGAUGUGUCUGCUGUAAGUAUCUGCGCUAAUGGCAGCACCCAGAUAUCCUGGACAAAUAGUUCCGGAAUAGGUGUAGAGACCUACGUGGGCCAGAUGCAGAGCAGUGACGGUGCGGCUCCGCUCAUGUGUCAAUCGACAACAGGAACCUGUGUGAUUGAGGGCACUAAGUGCGGAGAAGUGUACAAAGCAACAGUCACGGCCGUGGGUACCAGAUGCCAGACCGUGUCCAAUGCAUCUUCAGUGAUACCAGUACCCUGCACCCCCACGAACUUUCCACCUCUGGUUGGUGCUGAAGUUGUGCACGUACUCUGGUCAGACUCGACUGGAGCUGUCAACUACACCAGCGUCAUCACGGGAAACAAUGGAGACAACCAUGAAUGCCUCACAUCGAACACAAGCUGCUCAGUGACGGAUCUCAUGUGCGGCUCCCAGUAUAGAAUGACUGUCACAGCCAAUGGCCAGUACUGCAGCAGUAACAGUAGUUACCCCCAAAGCUUUAAUACAGCACCAUGUAGUCCACAGGUAGUGACUGCUGAAGUGGAUUGUACGAAUCAUAUUGCAACCGUGUCAUGGGACGAGAGCCUGGGAGCAGAAAAUUAUACCGCUUUGGCCGUUGCUUCUGAUGGGGAAAAUGUUACUUGCCGUUCCACUACAACAUCCUGUGACAUUGCGGGGUUAAUGUGUAGCCAGAUAUAUGUAAUAACUGUCUCAGCAGCUAACAAGUACAGCAACAGUAAAGCGAGCCUGCCAGUAGAACUGCUAAUUGCACCUUGCACCCCCACUAGUAUGAGACCCCUGGUUAGUGCUGAAGUUGUGGAUGUAUCCUGGCUGGGCUCAAAUGGCGCAAUGAAUUACACGACCGUCAUUACAGGAGACAGUGGUGACAAAUAUGAAUGUCACACUACCAACACAAGCUGCUCGGUGACAGAACUGAUGUGCGGCUCCCAAUAUAGUAUGACUGUGACAGCGAAUGGCCGAUACUGCAGCAGUAACCGUAGUGACACACAAGCCUUCCAAACGGCCCCUUGUACUCCACAAAAUGUGACUGCAAACUUGGAUUGUGUGACCAAUGCUGCGACUAUUGCAUGGAGUCCGAGCCCUGGAGCCGAAAAUUACACUGCUUCAGCAAUGAUACCAGAUGGGGGAAAUUAUGUUUGCCAUUCCACCACGACACACUGUGACAUUGCGGGGUUAACUUGUGGACAGAAAUACCAAAUAACUGUCUCUGCCGCCAAUAAUUACGGCAGCAGUAAAGCAAGCCUGCCCAUCGAGCUGCUCACUGCUCCCUGUGUCCCAUUACAGGAGACACCCCAGCUUAUCUGCGCCAACAAUUCAGUGUCACUGUCUUGGAGUCCGACUUCCGGUGCCAUCAGCUACAUUGCCAAUGUGUCCAGUCCCGGAGAUGAGUUGUCCUGUCAUACAACAGACACAAACUGCAUCAUCCAUCAGCUGAAAUGCGGACAGACCUACAAUGCGACAGUGACGGCGAUCAACCAACAAUGCAAGGGUCCGGCUGCCCUCCCGGCUAAAAUCCCAACCGCUCCUUGUCAGCCUCGUAAUGUAGUUACAGAUAUAAAUUGCUCCAGUUCAAUGGUCAAGCUGAACUGGGAAGAGUCUCUGGGAGCUCAGAGUUAUUAUUCAAUGCUGAGGACACCAGAUAACCAGUAUCUUAUAUGUAACAGUACCGAGCUUGGUUGUGAUAUCCCUGGUCUACCAUGUGGACAGGCCUAUGACGUGACAGUGACGGCAGUCAAUGAUCGGUGUGAGAGUCAACCCAGCUCUCCAUCCGCAUUGUAUACAGUCCCAUGUGUUCCAAGUCUAGUUCGAGCAGAUAUACAUUGUGAGUCCAACGUGGUAACUGUAUCAUGGGCGCAGACGGCAGGGGCGGUGAAUUAUACUACAGUCGCUGCCGGACCCCAGGGAGAGCAGCUCUACUGCCAAUCCAGCAACACCUCCUGCAGCUACACACAACUUUCCUGUGGCCUAAAAUUCGACGUCUCAGUUGUUGCAGUGGGAAAUAGCUGUAGCAGUGGUUUCAGUGGAGCGGUUCCUUUUUAUACAGCUCCCUGUGCAGUAAGAAAUAUUCACGCUCAGUACCAAUGUGGCAGCGACUAUGCGGAUGUCACCUGGGAGGCCGCCCCAGGAGGAGUCACAUACACCGCUAUGCUCAUCAGUGAGGACGGAUGGAGAAGUAUAUGCAACAGCUCAGUCUCCAGUUGUGUUGUUUAUUACUUAAAAUGCGGCCAGAAAUACACGGUGUCCGUGGAGACAUUUGGGCCAAGUUGUAGCAGUACAGUCAACGCCACAGAGUUUGUCUUUACAGCACCCUGUAAGCCCCAGAAUGUCACCGCAGACAUUGACUGCCAGACCAACCAUGCUGCUUUGUCCUGGAGCAGGACACCUGGGGCAACCAACUACACCGCAUCCAUUAUAGGACCAGAAGUAGAUGGUCCUACCUGUAAUACAACAUCCACCUCCUGUAAUAUUGAUCACUUAACCUGUGGACUCACAUAUGACUUCAUUGUCACAGCAUCCAACGCACAAUGUGAAGGUGAAAGCAGCGUCGUCACACAACUUGUCACAGCUCCUUGUGCCCCGGAUGACAUUGUGACAGAAAUGGAUUGUGACACUGGAUCAUUGGUUCUGUCAUGGAAUCUGAUGGCUGAUAUUGAAAAUUUCACUUCUAACCUGAUGGGACCUGAUGGUGUCAACAGAACAUGCAAAUCUAUGGGAGCGAAUUGUAGCUUCCCUGGCCUGCCCUGUGGAGGAGAAUACACUGCGGCCGUGUAUGGCACCAACAAAUACUGUGAUGGGCCAACGAGUACAAAUGUCCAGAUCCAAUCCGCCCCCUGUGCACCCGAGAACAUACACCCUUCCCUAAACUGUACAGAUAACUCAGUUCUGGUGUCUUGGGGUCCUUCAUCUGGAGCCUUUAACUAUACUAUGUCAAUGGCCGACUCCUAUGGAUACAGAUCCUACUGCGGCACUGAGGACAUAAUGUGCCAGGUUCCGGAUUUGCAAUGCGGGGAAGUCUACACUGUCGCAGUCACUGCAUGGAAUCAGGUUUGCAGCAGUAAGGAAAGCAGCGUCACCGAGCUUCUAACAGCCCCUUGUUCUCCGGUGAAUUUACAAGUCAAUAUUACUUCUGGUUUGGUUGUCCUGACCUGGGGUGAAGCGCAUGGUGCUGUGAAUUACACCGCGGAGGUAACAGGCACUGACGGAGAGGUAUACACGUGUCAUACGUCCAACACGUCAUGUGAAACGGAAGACCUCAAGUGUGGCCAUCAGUACUCUAUGUCCGCAACAGCUAUUGGACCCCGGUGCAGUAAAGUCAGCGAGAAUCACGUAUUCCAAACAGCUCCUUGCUGUCCUGAGAAUGUAUUAACAGAGCUGGAUUGCACAACUAAUUUAGUAACAGUCUCAUGGAACAUAAGUUCAGGUGCUGACUGGUACUAUUCUGAAGCUGUUGGAUCAAAUGGCACCAAAGCCAUCUGUAACUCCACAACUACAUCCUGUGACUUCAUUGACUUGACAUGUGGAACACUGUACCUGGUUACUGUAACAGCAAACAAUGAAGCAAGCAGUAGUGAGACGAGUUUUCCUAUUGAAAUCACAACUGCUCCCUGUGUCCCGGUACAGGAAAUACCCCAACCCAACUGCUAUAAUGCUUCUGCUUUUCUGGCUUGGAGUAACACGUCUGGUGCCAUCAGUUAUGUUGCCAAUAUGACUGGUCCAGAAGGAGACAUAUAUUCCUGUGAAACAGAAGACACCACAUGCACCAUCAGUGGGUUAACGUGUGGUCAGCCGUACAUUGUGACAAUUACCGCCAUUAAUGAACAAUGCAGCAGUCCGGCGUCUGACCCGGUUACACUUACAACUGGUCCGUGUGAACCUCAGAAUGUGGUCUCCAACAUCAGUUGUUCUAAUUCUUCAACUCUUCUGACCUGGGAUGAAGCCCCCGGAGCGCUGACUUAUGUGUCCAGGUUGACAUCACUUGAUGGAGAUAAUUUUGGGUGUAAUAGUACGGACGGCUUCUGUGAAAUCCCUGGCUUGGAGUGCGGACAGAGCUACCAUGUGACGGUGACAGCAUUCAGCAGUGAAUGUCAGAGUGCACCCAGCGUGCCAGUUGUACAUUACACAGAGCCUUGUGUGCCAACUAAUCUACAAGCUGAGGUUGAUUAUGACUCGCAUUGGGCAUCCGUGUCUUGGACUACUGUAUUUGGAGCUGAAGAUUAUACCGCAGUGGUCACCGGCCCUCAGAUGGAGCGGUAUUACUGUAAUUCAAUCCACUCCUCUUGUAACUUUACACAGCUAUCAUGUGGUCUGGAAUAUGAAGCAACUAUUCUUGCAAACGGAAAGAUAUGCAGCAGUACAGUGAGCCCGGCCAUUACAUUUUACACAGCUCCAUGUUUGGCGGAUAAUAUAGAAUUACAUUAUGAGUGCGGUGCGGAAUAUGCAGUGGUGGCCUGGGAUGCAGCCCUCGGUGCGAUGAACUACACGGCCUCUAUCAGCACGCAGCACGGCCAUGUGGUUACCUGUAGCACUGCAGGCACAAACUGUACUGUUAGCGAUAUGCAGUGCGGACAGGUCUAUUCCGUGAUCGUGGACUCCUUUGGGAUGCAAAGCAGCAGCAGAUCUGUCUCUCCAGGACUGACUCAAACAGGACCCUGUGUGCCUCAGAAUGUCUCUGUUUAUAUUGACUGUCAGACUAACAGUGUCGCUGUAUCAUGGGCCAGCUCUCCAGGGUCUACAAAUUAUACCGCACUGAUAACUACAUCGGACGGCGACAUCCAUACCUGUCAUACCACAUCUACUGCCUGUAACAUCACUGGGCUGAACUGUGGCGCCACCUAUACCCUGACUGUAACAGCCUGUAAUGACCGGUGUCUGGGUGAAAGCAGCGCUGAGGUGGAAGUGAUCACAGCCCCCUGUGCACCAGAACAUGUCCAUGCAGAGACGGACUGUGCCACCAAUGCUAUUGUCCUUUUCUGGAUGCAGAAUAAUGGAACCUACAACUUCACCUCCAUUCUAAGGACACCAACCGGGAACAUGACCUGUAUAUCCGACCAGAUGAACUGCACCUUCUAUAACCUGCCGUGUGGACAUGAGUUCAUGGUGUCUGUGUGGGCCGCCAACAGCCUCUGUAGAGGACCGAUGAGCACAUCUGCAAAGGCCCAGACGGCCCCUUGUAUUCCAAUGAGUGUGAACACAGCCCUGGACUGCAUUAGUAACUCAGCGCUGAUUUCCUGGAGCGAAUCUCAAGGAGCCUUAAAUUAUUCAUCCUCAUUGGUCGGACCUGAAGGAGAAAGGUACAACUGCAGCAGUCAGGAGACGUCGUGCUGGGUGACAGACGUCCCCUGUGGGGGUGAAUAUACCGUAGCAAUGAUGGCUCAGAACGACAUCUGUCGCAGUGUAAAAAACAGCGACGCCACGCUGCAAACGUGUCCUUGUGUCCCACAAAAUAUGUCGAUAUUUUCUCCCUGCAACUCGAGUGAGGUCAAGGUGCAGUGGGUGGCAUCCGCAGGGGCUGUGCGCUAUGAGGCCAAUGUAAUAUCACCUAAUGGAACACAUUAUAUGUGCAACACGACUAACACCACCUGCGACAUUGGGGGACUUCAGUGUGGACAGACGUAUAAUGUUACCGUCACCGUAUUCAAUGACCAUCUGGCUAACGUCAGCCUAGAGCAGCAGACAUUUAGCACGAGUCCUUGCAUUCCUACUAACCUGCGGGCUGAGCUUCUUUGUGGCAACACUUCUGCAACUUUACUGUGGGAUCCUGCACAAGGAGCCGCAACGUAUUCUGUGCUGGUGACCGGGUCAGAUGCCUGGAGGGGGACCUGCAGCUCGAGCAACACAACCUGCGAGAUCAGCGACCUCCAGUGUGGACAGGGGUACAGAGUGACCCUCAUAGCAUCAAAUGCACAUUGCAGCAGCGCACCCAGCACCUUGGAUUUUUACACAGCCCCCUGUGUUCCACAAAACAUUAAGCCAACAGUUAUGUGCGAGUCAAACACAACAAAAGUGUCGUGGGAUCAGACGGCAGGAGCCACAAACUAUACUGCGACAGUCACAGGAGGCGAUGGAGAAACACAUUCCUGCACCACAAUAGACACAACAUGUGACAUUGAGAGUCUGAACUGUGGGCAAACCUACCAAGUUAUUGUCACUUCACACGGGGAACAAUGUCAAACCGAGAGUACAGCGGUGGAAUUCCAUACAGGUCCCUGCGCACCUCAACACCUGGACACGGAUCCUGCAUGCGCUUCAGACUAUAUUACACUAUUGUGGAGCGCCGCCUCAGGAGCCGACUAUUACACCGGAACGUUAACUGAUCUAAGCGGGAAGACCCUGACAUGUAACACUACAGAUCUGAGAUGUGACAUUAGCGGCAUUGAGUGCGGUAGCCCGUAUACUGUGACCUCUGCAGCACAUAAUGACCAGUGUCACAGGGGCAACAAUCCCGCUGUCACCAUUGUAACAGCUCCCUGUGUUCCUACCAAUCUGGUGACAUCUGUGACCUGUGAGAAUCCCUCUGUAUCUCUAUCAUGGGAUGUGGCUCCUGGGGCAACGACAUACACCGUCACUGCUCGUGUAGGAGAGAACGAGACGUCCAUUACAACCACAAACACGUAUUGUGAGUUUGACCACCUCUUAUGUGACAUGGAGUAUGACGUCAUCCUGACCAGCAGAUCUGCACACUGCAUCAGCAACGGGAAUAAUUCUGUCCAGAUUAAGACAAUUCCUUGCCCUCCCCGGGUAUUAGAGGCCUAUGCAUCGUGUGAUAAUAAUUUGGGUUUUAUACAAUGGGAGAUUAGCCCCAAUGCCAAGUCCUAUAGGGUUGUAGUGGAAGGAGUUACUACCUGGGCUUCAAACACAACUAACACUGCGUAUGAGACCCCUGAACUAGAAUGUGGACAGAAUUACACAGUGACGGUCUGGACUGAGGAUGGAACAUGCACAGGGCCCAAUAGUACAACAACUACAUUUAAAACAGUGCCAUGUGUUCCGCAGAAUAUCAACACUACAGUAACGUGCCAGGAAAAUGCCCUCAAUGUGUUUUGGGACAUGAGUCAUGGAGCUUCUAGCUAUUCCGCUACAGCUGUGGGCGCACAGGGUGAUGUUGUCACCGCGGAUGUAUCAGACAACUACUGCCUGCUGUCCCCCCUGCAGUGUGGAGAGGUCUACAGCUUGACUAUUCUGGCCUCGAAUGAUGAAUGUAAGAGCGCAGAGAGCGCGACCAGGGAAGUCAAAUCUGUCCCAUGUAGCCCCAUGCACCUUACUGUGACACCAGAUUGCGGAAUAAAUGGAGCAUCAGCCCAAUGGGAGCCAAGCGCUGGGGCAGUGUCAUAUAUUGCAGUAUUUCUUGGGCCCGAUGGAAGUGAAGUUUCCUGUGAGUCCUCGACCCCAUCGUGUUCUGUGUCUGAAUUACAGUGCGGACAGCAUUACAAUGUCACCGUCACAGCAUUCGAUGGCAGCUGCCACAGCAUAACAACAAAUGCCACAACUGUUACAACAGCACCGUGCACGCCCGCCGACAUAGAAACCAACAUAGACUGCUCCUCACCGGACCUUGUGAAUGUUACCUGGUCUCCUAGCAGAGGAGCACAAUCCUACGUGGUCGUUGCCAAAGGGAACAAUGGCCACACGCUGUCGUGUAAUACAACUACCAGUAUGUGUGUUAUCCAAGGAGCGCGCUGUGGAUAUACUUAUUCGGUAUCGGUUACAGCCUGGAAUAUAUACUGCAGCAGUAACGCCUCCACCGAAGUUACUACUGAAACAGUUCCAUGCACUCCGAAUAUAAAGGAGGUGACCAUCGACUGUUUGACCUAUGAAGCCCUGUUGUCCUGGAAUGAAAACAACACUUACGCAGGCUAUGAUACAGCAGUCGCCAUUGACCCCUCUGGGAACGAGCUCAUCUGUGGUGGCUUUUCUACCUCUUGUCUAAUCUCAGACCUGGAGUGUGGACUGGAGUACAGCUUUCAUGUGUAUUCUUCCACCCGGAGAUGCAGGUCACUGAACAGCGCAGUGUACAAAUCCAUGACAGCUCCAUGUCAGCCCAGAAAUAUCACAACAAACGUGCAAUGUGAAAACAACGAUGCUUUGAUAUCAUGGACAGAGAGCAGAGGCGCCAUAUACUAUUUGGCCACACUGUCUGGAAAUGGGACAAUCUCUAGUUGCAAUACUACUACUACAAACUGCUCGUACCUGAGUUUGCAAUGUGGACAAACCUACAAUGUGUCAGUAAUGGCUGUAAAUGACAAGUGUGACAGUGUACUUUCCCCUUUGAGCACGUUCGAAACAGCUCCAUGCCAGCCGCAAGGUUUGAUCACCGAUCUUGACUGCAGUAGCCAAAUUGCAUCCAUGUCCUGGGAAGUGAGCGAUGGAGCCCAAGGUUAUACCGUAUUCAUUGAAGACACGGAUGGGGCGGUAUCUCCAUAUACACCUAGUACCUUCUUUCGCUCAGAUGUACUAGCCUGUGGCCGGACUUACAUGUUUUCUGUGGUGGCUAUCGGGGGAACGUGUAACAGCUCAAGGAGUCUUACCAUGCGUGAAUACUCAGCUCCUUGUGCUCCACUCAAUGUCACAUACAUAAGAAAUUGCCCGACUUCGAUGGCUUCUGUUACAUGGUCAGCAAGUGAAGGAGCUGUCAUGUAUUCUGUAAUGGCCACCGCGGCUGGGGGAUUGGAGACGUCCUGUAAUAGCACCGACACCAGCUGCUGGCUCAUGGGCUUAGACUGUGGAUUGUCAUAUAAUGUAAAAGUGGAAGCUGUAGGGCAGAUGUGCGCCAGUAACACCAGCUCUUUAGUGGUUCUGAACACAGCCCCUUGUCUACCACAGAAUGCAGCAGUAAAGGUUAACUGUGCAAACAACUCGGCCGUGUUAUCCUGGGAGGAAAGCAGAGGGGCCGUGGACUAUGUUGCCACAGUGAAGCAUGAUGAGGACUUGGUACACUCCUGUGACACUGAAGGAACAAGCUGUAUGGUCCCAGAUCUAACUUGUGGAGCUUCUUAUUCCUUCUCUGUGGUGGCUAAAGACGUGGAAUGCAACAGUUCACAUACUACACCCAUUGGUUUUGGUGCAGUUCCUUGUCCUCCAAGUGAAGUAGAGUCGUCCAUUUACCGUGGGAGCGUGAAACCGCAGGAGGUGGAGGUAGCUUGGAACGAGAGUCACUGCGGCUCCGAUUACAUGGCCACAAUUCAAGGACAAAUAGGAUAUGAUCCCGAAUCUGCAUUUGUUCUGAACUCGUACUGGACAUCAUACAUGGACUUUUACAUCCCUGUGCCGUGCAGUUCAGUUUAUAAUGUUACAGUAACUGCUCGGAACGCAGCAGGACCCAGUUAUCCAACCGAUCCCAUAAUAGGCUACACAGCUCCUUGCACUCCCCAAAUAAAACCACUUGAAGUAACAGAAGGAAGAAUGUUGAUUUCUUGGGAGCCGAUCCCGUAUGCAGAUGAGUACCGAGUGCUGAUGGCGGAUAACACGACCAUCGUCUGCACAACGCCAGGACUUUCCUGUCAGGUCAACCUCUCAUACAACGCAUUUCAGGUCAUCGCUGUCAAUGCAGCAGGACAAAGCCCUCCGGCGUACCUCUCAGGUUACGGUGGAACGAUGCGUUAAUAAUUCGCCAGUCGUCUUCCGGUGGAAUCUUUUCUUUAUUGCUGCUAUGAAGAAAAUCAAUAAACUAUUGUAACAUCGGGACUACUUUUAAAUUAGAAUUGUUUUUAUUAAAGUUUAAUCUAAUAUUGUAUAAAAAAAACAAAAACAUUUCAAUAAAUUUUUCAU